UCUGGACCGACACUAACGACCGACGUGCUCCUGAGCCCACGGAACUCUUACAGCCGAACAUCGCGGGUCCCUCCCAGACUCCCCUAUCCCGGGGCAGCAACUGCUGCCACCGCCAAUGAGCGCAGUCUACUACGACCCCGCACAGCCUGUGCAAGGUAAUCCUGAAGCAUCUUUUAGUAGAAGGUUCUCCUCGCCUUAUCUGACAUCAAGACAACAGGAUAUCCACCCCGGCGCAGCGAUGAAUCGUGAGGUCGGAGACCUUCAUCGCAAAGAAAUAUGGUGGCCGGAGACGCCAACGCUAACGAUCGACCCUUAUUUCGGUACUACGCAGAUACCGCCGCACGCACUUCAGUCGGGCCCCGAAUCGGGAUCAUACUGGCCAGACUCCCCUGCGAGUGCGCCAGCAUGGUCAGGUCCGCGGUUCUCCGAGGGCGAUGUCUCACCGCUGGAUGAGCGCAGGCACACGCCCUAUAGUGACGUGGCCAUGGAUUUCGGCGAGGGUGGGUGGGAGGAAGGGGCCGAUGAGAGGCAAGAUACGAUUACUGCUCUAAGCGCGGUCUCCGACUUCGUCACCGAAAACAAGGGCAACAAGGGGAAGGGGAAGGGGAAGGAGAAAAGGAGGGUGAGGGAGAGGAAACAUCAAUGCCCGAGCUGCAACAAAACGUUUGAUCGCCCGAGCAGUCUCGCAGUGCAUAUGAACACUCACACAGGUUCUAAACCCUUCGGAUGCCCGGUCUCCGGUUGCACUAAGCGCUUUGCGGUCCAGUCCAACGCAACCCGGCACCUCCGAUCGCAUGGCAUUGAGCUGAACAACAACACCCGCGAUCAAGGCUUCGCCGUCAGCUUCAAUGCGCCGGUCGUCUCUCAUGACGUGCAUUCGGACGUACCCCAGCCCUCAAGCUAUGAGUGGGUCCGGCCGCAUAGCUCAAUCGCGGAUCUGGAAGUAGGUGCGUCCGCUCCACCUCCGGAGCGGCCAGAGGUGCCGGGAGGGCAAGCAGGCGAUGGGGCAGGCCGACCGAGGCCUCCGCGUCGCCACACUGGUGAUGGUCCCAGCGAGCAGGGGUGGAGGGAGAUGCACUCGGGGACGAGCGAGCACCAGCAGCAUGGUCCUCAGGCUGGGCCCAGCUAUAGUGGCCAAGGGACACUGGGACAUAGUCCCUGGCGCUGGCAGGACGAAGGGCGUGGCAUGUCUGGCGGCGAUGAUGGUGAUGCGUAUGACCAGGAGGAGAGCGAUGAAAGAGAUGGGGGUGAGAGGGGUCCUAUGGGCGCUGGAUAAAGCACGAGAUAUCCAUCCUGCGCUGGAGUUCGGUGACGUAGAAUUGGAGAGAAGAUGGAGAGUGGAAGGGAAGGGAGGACUUGGAUUGCGGCUGCAGCACGUUCAGCGCGCGAUUUGAACGACUUUUACAGCAAGCGGAGUUCCGUGAGCCAGUCCAUGAAUUUUACAGUGAGGGGGGUUGGAGGGGGUUGAGCUUACCUUUUGCAUAAAUUCUGCCGAAAGAUCAGGUCGGCGUUUAUCCCGGUGGGACUGUCCCACACAGUCCACACGAUGUUCACCCCCUUAUUUACCAAUGAUUUUCUACGCUACGCUGAUUUUGCUUUUGUUAUACCAUACACGUCAAUAUGUUUGUUCAUUCCAUUGUUAUGCAUCAGUCAAAUUUACUUUUAUAGAACACAAUAGCAACACGAAG
Molecule: messenger RNA, 1688 nt
Organism: Coniophora puteana RWD-64-598 SS2
Lineage: Eukaryota; Fungi; Basidiomycota; Agaricomycetes; Boletales; Coniophoraceae
Exons: 3
Coding region: 485-1276 (263 amino acids)
Biological process (GO): regulation of transcription by RNA polymerase II
Cellular component (GO): PcG protein complex; transcription regulator complex
Molecular function (GO): DNA-binding transcription factor activity, RNA polymerase II-specific; RNA polymerase II cis-regulatory region sequence-specific DNA binding
Source: RefSeq, a predicted model, not a curated record